ACAGAAACACGUGAGCCAUAUGCUAUACGACAAUUAGCGCAAAGUAGGUCACUCUGUUGCCGUGCGUUUCCACCCGGACUGUAUACGUAGAUGGAAAGGAAGUCGGAACAACGUGUUUUAGUUUCUCUCGCGUUCUAAUGAAAAAAAUAAGUUUAUAAGAAUGGAUAACGUAACCGAAGGAAAGUGGGAAAGUUUACCCGUUAAGCUUAAUGACAACAUUUUGACGACACUCGACGAAUUGGGAUUCACACAUAUGACGCCUGUUCAGUCUGCCUGCAUUCCACUGUUCAUGAGCAAUAAAGACGUCGCUGCCGAAGCGGUGACGGGCAGUGGGAAGACACUGGCGUUUGUAAUCCCUAUACUAGAGAUUCUGUUAAAACGCGAGGACAAACUGAAGAAAAUGCAGGUUGGAGCGUUGGUCGUCACACCGACGCGUGAACUGGCCCUCCAGAUCAGCGAGGUGAUUGGUCUAUUUAUCCAGCGGUUCUCUCAGUUCAGGCAAAUACUUCUGAUAGGAGGCAGCAACCCCAUCGAUGAUGUGGAGAAGUUCAAAACACUUGGGGCCAACAUCGUGAUCGGCACUCCCGGUCGACUGGAGGACAUGUUCCGGAGAAAGGCGGACGGGUUGGACCUGGCUGGUAGCAUGAAGACCCUGGACGUGCUGGUUCUGGAUGAGGCUGAUCGGCUUCUCGACAUGGGCUUUGAAGCAAGUCUGAACUCCAUCCUGGACUCGCUGCCCAAGCAGAGGCGCACGGGGCUGUUCUCCGCCACGCAGACGCAGGAGCUGGAGAAGCUGGUGCGGGCGGGGCUACGCAACCCCGUGCGCAUCACCGUCAAGGAGAAGGGGGCGGCGGCCAGCAGCGCUCAGAGGACGCCCGCCAGACUCAACAACCACUACACGAUUUGCCGGGCGGAAGAGAAGUUCAACAGCUUGGUGGCCUUCCUCCGGCAGCACAAGCACGAGAAGCAGCUGGUCUUCUUCAGCACCUGCGCCUGUGUGGAGUACUACGGCCUGGCUCUGAAGGCCCUGGUCAAGAACGUCACAAUCCUCUGCAUCCACGGCAAAAUGAAGCACAAGCGCAACAAAAUCUUCUCCGAGUUUCGGGAGCUGAAGAGCGGCGUUUUGGUGUGCACUGACGUCAUGGCACGAGGCAUCGACAUCCCGGAGGUGCACUGGGUACUGCAGUACGAUCCUCCCAGCAACGCCUGUGCGUUUGUUCAUCGCUGUGGACGCACGGCACGCAUCGGUAACCAUGGCAGUGCCCUCGUCUUCCUGCUCCCCAUGGAGGAGUCCUACGUCAACUUCCUGUCCAUCAACCAGAAGUGUCCCCUGCAGCGGAUGGCUCCGGUCAGAGACGUGGUGGACGUCCUGCCCAAGGUGAAGGCGCUCUCGCUGCGCGACCGCGCCGUCUUCGAGAAGGGCAUGCGGGCCUUCGUCUCCUACAUCCAGGCGUACGCCAAGCACGAGUGCAGCCUCAUCUUCCGGGUCAAAGACUUGGAUUUCGCAGCUCUGGCCCGCAGCUUUGCCCUCCUCCGGAUGCCCAAAAUGCCAGAGUUACGGGGCAAGACCUUCCCCGGCUUUGCAGAGGAGACCGUGGACACCGACUCCAUCCGCUUCAAGGACAAGAACCGAGAGAGGCAGAGACGGAAGAGCCUUGCGGAGCGGAAGGAGAAGGAGAGCUCGGCGCCAGAGAGGAAGAACCUCCGUAAGAACAAGGCCUGGUCCAAACAGAAGAGCAAGAAGGACCGCCGGAAAAAGACAGCCUCCAAAAGAAGGCUAGAUGAGGGGUCGGACGUGGACGAGGAGGACGUGCGAGAGCUUCUCAGCGACACGCGGCUCCUGAAGAAGCUGAAGAGGAGGAAGAUCAGCGAGGAGGACUUCGAUAAGCAGCUGACGGCGGGACGGAGGCCCCGGGGCCGGGCGAGGGGGGCGUCGCCAGGGGCCGAUUCAGGGACGGGGGGCCAGGUGUGAGGCUCCCUGAACCCAGUUCCCACAUACAGGGACCUCUUAAAAUGGCCUCCCGGGAGUGGUUUCCCAGGACUUGUACACUGCCGCAGGCGUGCAGACCGUUUUGGCGAUGGACAGUGAGACAUUGCGAAAUACAAUAUCGGUGAAGCGAGCCAAUCAAUUACUCGUUAAAGGAGAAAGCCUUGAAUGACCGGAGUGACUGACAGCUCAUGAAUUUUGUUCUAAGGACAACGACCCACAGUCUAUGCAACAAAAGAACGUUUGUGAACGUUCUGCGAUUUCAGUUGAGCGACGUUCUGUGGCUGGACCAUUAUUUGGCCUUAACAAGCCCUGACUCCUGACCCCUAACCAUUCUAGUACACAUUUGAGAGUGUAUUGUGGAAUUGAUUAAGAAUAAUUAAAAGCAGAAGUUGGCCUGAAAUUCAGAACUGCACAUGAACCACCUUGCCCCUCCCCCUCUGCACGCCCCCACUCUGAAUCAAAACAAACCUGAAAUAAAACUUUCAUUGGACGUA
This is a messenger RNA of Conger conger (European conger), 2484 nucleotides long. It is a transcript of the gene ddx55, whose product is annotated as DEAD (Asp-Glu-Ala-Asp) box polypeptide 55. NCBI's taxonomy places the organism in Eukaryota, Metazoa, Chordata, Actinopteri, Anguilliformes, Congridae. The record is from RefSeq and is a predicted model, not a curated record. Bases 161 to 1972 code for a protein of 603 amino acids. Gene Ontology annotation, cellular component: nucleolus. Gene Ontology annotation, molecular function: ATP binding; RNA helicase activity; nucleic acid binding. The transcript is spliced from 14 exons.